AUGCAGGAGUACGACAAAAUCUACUACCCCGUGAUGUUUGCGAGCCGUACUUUGAAGUCGACUGAGCUGAAUUAUGGCAUCGCGGAGAAGGAUGUAUUAGCUUUACUAAGGAUCCUGGAUCUUAACUACAACGCACUGGUCGGACUACCGAUCCACGUGUUGAUCCGACAAUCUACUUUGACGUGGCUCUUCAGAACCACAGCCCUACAAGGACGUCUAGGACAGUGGGCUGCUUUGUUGUCGCCCUGGACUCUCGAGAUCACCAAGUGGGUCAAGGGAAAGGAUGAGAUCUUAGAAGCAUUGGCAGCCAGAAUUACCCCUAGAUCUGAAGUGGAUAAGGUAUUGAUCUCGAUUACCCCCAAAAAGGAACCGCGACACAUGAUCCAGGCCCCGAUCCCCACUAUUCGACGCGAUGAGGAUCUAUACGCUGUUAGUUUCGAUGGAUCUGCUCGUGUUAAGAGAGGUGGAGGCGCCUACAGCGCGAUCUUGUGGAAACUACCGGAAUGGAGGGUAGAUCUGGAUACCCAAAUCUUGACAGUAAAUGAGGCAGAAUACCAUGGGUUACUGUUGUGUCUGAAACUGUUAGAAGAUCUGGAUCCACGACAUCUAGUGAUCUGCGGAGACUCGAACCUGGUGAUCCGACAAGUACGAGGUGAGAUCGAUUGUAAGGCACCGGGUUUGACAUUGCUACACCAGCGGGCUCUGGAUCGACUACGGAUCGAGGUCGAGUCUGAACAGGAGAUCCAGGAUCUAGUGACCUUGAACCGGUUGGAUGAGAUCCUGGUAGUGAAGAUCGAAGACGAGCUCGCUCAGAUAUCUGCUGUGACUACUCGAUCUAAAGCUAGAUCUGGAGUGCGCACUGGGUCUGAUCCAGAUGCACUGCAUGAGGAAGUUGUGCGAGAACUGCGGAUCGAGCGGAUCCGGCAAGCACAAGAUGAGGGGUCGUGUAUCUCAGGUUUGAAGAAAUAUUUGAUCGGUGAGAUCCGAGAUCUGACGCAAGAGGAUGCUAAGAUGUUGAGAUCUAUUGCUAUGAAUUAUGAAGUGGAUCAGUCGAACCUACUCAUCUACUGCCCCACAACUAAGGAGACCGCUGCGGAUCGAGACAAGUUGAUGCGACUGGUGGUGCCUGAGACGCUUCAACAAGAUAUUUUGCAUCACUACCACACGAGCUUGCAGGGUGGCCAGCAAGGGAUCGGUCGUACCUAUGAUCGGAUUCGCGAUCAAUUCCACUGGAGAGGGCUACAUCAGAGCGUACAACGAUAUGUGGGGGAAUGUGUUGAUUGUGAAACAGGCAAAGGACGACCUCGGAUCCAGGGUGGGUCACCUGGUAACCUUCAGGCAACAUAUCAGUUCCAGAUCAUUGUCAUGCAUCACAUACCUUCGCUGCCUAGAUCUUUCAAUGGUAACACAGAGCUAUUGAUCUUCGUGGAUUUAUUCUCUGGAUAUGUGAUCGCCAAAGACAGCGCCUCUAGAUCUGUACAAACGAUCGCUGGACUUACGAAGAAUGCGUUUUCCUCAGAUUUGGUGUGA
Phytophthora megakarya is the source of this 1530-nucleotide messenger RNA. Lineage: Eukaryota; Oomycota; Peronosporomycetes; Peronosporales; Peronosporaceae. The record is from the annotation of a GenBank genome assembly.